This is a messenger RNA of Notechis scutatus (mainland tiger snake), 984 nucleotides long. Lineage: Eukaryota; Metazoa; Chordata; Lepidosauria; Squamata; Elapidae. The record is from RefSeq and is a predicted model, not a curated record.
AUGUUGGCGAAAUUCUUCUGUGAAACGACAGUGACAUCUGCUCCGAUCUUGAAAGACCCCAGCAAGCCCAAGGCCAAAGGAAACUUCUGGACCGUCGAUGUGGACCUCAUCCCCCCAGAAGCCCUGAAGCUGCAGAACACAGCCGUCUCCCGCCAAGAGGAGAGAACCUUCGCGGUGGACCUGGCUCCAUUCGUCUACCAUGGCUGGGCUUUCCAAGCCCCCCAGCCUGCCCUCAAUGGGGCUGACCCGGAGGCGAGUGGGUUCCCAAGCAGCGAAGGGGGCCGCCAGAGCAGCCCCUUCAGCAUCGAUGCCUUGCUCCAUGACUUCCAGGGUGUGGGUCUCUCAGGGAAAGCAAGGACCGAGAGCCCCGCAGCAGCCUCCAAAGUCUGGGGCACCGUCCCCAUCUUCCGGGUCUCCUCGGGUGCCCCCCUCCUCCCCUGGCGGGCCCCAGGCCCUCUGCCCAUGCUCCGCUCCCUCUCGUCCUCCAGCAGCCCUGCCUCCCUCAGCUCCUUAUCCCCCAACGAAGAGCCCAAAAUGGCGGCCAGCGCCUCGAUUUUGGCCAAGCGCCCCAGAAUCCUCCAGCCGCCCCCCGAGACCAGCGAUUCUGACUCCAGGGAGGGCACUCCGCCCCCUGCUGCCCCAUUCUGGGAGCAGCUCCCUACUUCCUACACCCCCUGUCUGGCUCCCAAUGUGGUGGUGGCGGCACCUCAAAGCCACGGGCUGUUCUUCCCCCCCAACCCAGCCCUCCCCCCUUAUGGCCCCAUGCCUUUCCCACACCCAGCCUACUGGGAGCUGAUGUCCCGGUCCUCCCUGAGCCCAGGUUCCUCCUCCAGGGUGGACUUGGGCCUAGAAGAAGCCAUGCCUCCCAACAAGACCGUCUUUGACGUCUGGAUGAGCCAUCCCAUGGACAUCGUCCACCCGGCCUUUCCCCAGAGGAGCCCUUCCCCCCAGAGCUCAGUCGUGACCCACUACAACCCCUCCUGA